Molecule: messenger RNA, 904 nt
Organism: Saccoglossus kowalevskii
Lineage: Eukaryota; Metazoa; Hemichordata; Enteropneusta; Harrimaniidae
Product: putative tRNA(His) guanylyltransferase
Biological process (GO): tRNA modification
Molecular function (GO): tRNA guanylyltransferase activity; magnesium ion binding
Source: RefSeq, a predicted model, not a curated record
UAGCGCACAAACAGCUCAACAUGGCUGCGUUGUCGGAGUCGCGUUGAUAAACAGGAUUUGCAGUGAACUCGCCUGAGGACUCAAUGCAGUGAUGGCUAAUAGUAAAUAUGAAUAUGUGAGACACUUUGAAACCCAGGACAGAUGUCUUCCAAACUGUUGGAUAGUGGUGAGAUUGGACGGCAAAAACUUUCACAAGUUCUCAGAUAGUCACGAGUUCAGCAAACCAAAUGAUGAAGCAGCUCUAAACCUAAUGAACUGCUGUGCAGUGUACGUCAUGAAUGAAUUCCAGGACAUCACUGUUGCAUAUGGAGAAAGUGACGAGUAUAGCUUUGUGUUUAGGAAAGGUACAACACAGUUUAGCAGAAGGGCAAGUAAAUUAAUGACCAAUGUGGUAUCCUUGUUUGCUGCCUCUUAUGUUUUCAAUUGGAGUAAGUUCUUUCCAAACAAACAGUUGAUGUACCCACCUGCGUUUGAUUGUCGGGUAGUUGUUUACCCCAGUGAUGAAAACCUCAGAGAUUACUUGAGUUGGAGGCAAGCAGACUGUCAUAUCAAUAAUUUAUACAAUACAUGUUUCUGGAAGUUAGUUUUACAAGGUGGAUAUUCUACUAAAGAAGCGGAACAAAAACUGAAAGGAACUUAUUCCAGUGAUAAAAAUGAGCUGCUUUUCUCUCAAUUUGAUAUAAAUUACAAUGAAUUACCGCAAUUAUUCAGGAAAGGAACUGUACUAUUUUGGCAGAAGGUUGAAGAGAAAUUGAUGAAACACUUCAAGAGUAAAGACAGUGAGAGAUUAGAAACGAAAGAAGUAACUCGGGUCAGGAAUGUGGUUGUAACGCAGCAUAUAGACAUUAUUGGAGAUGAAUUCUGGAAAUUACAUCCAGAAAUACUUGGAAAAGCAAAAAGUUGA